Molecule: messenger RNA, 1184 nt
Organism: Phyllostomus discolor (pale spear-nosed bat)
Lineage: Eukaryota; Metazoa; Chordata; Mammalia; Chiroptera; Phyllostomidae
Gene: RP9
Product: RP9 pre-mRNA splicing factor
Exons: 6
Coding region: 105-767 (220 amino acids)
Biological process (GO): RNA splicing
Source: RefSeq, a predicted model, not a curated record
GGAGGACGACCCGGGCGACGGCGGGAGGGGGCGCUGCGGUGACCCGGCGGGCGCGGCGCGGAGGAAGUGUCGUCCUCGCCGCCGCCUGAGCUGCGCAGGCAGCGAUGUCCUCCAGGCACGGGCACGCCGACUCGGGGGCCGAGGGCACACGGCGGCCGCGGGAGCCGCGGGAUCAGGAGCUGCAGCGGCGCCGGGAGCAGAAACGGCGGCGACGAGACGCGCAGCAGCUGCAGCAGCUCAAGCACCUGGAGUCCUUUUACGAGAAACCUCCUCCUGGGCUUAUCAAGGAAGAUGAGACGAGGCCAGAAGACUGUAUACCAGAUGUACCGGGCAAUGAACACGCCAGGGAGUUUCUGGCUCACGCACCGACAAAAGGCCUUUGGAUGCCGCUGGGGAAGGAGGUCAAAGUCAUGCAAUGUUGGCGUUGUAAACGGUAUGGUCACCGAACGGGCGACAAAGAGUGCCCUUUCUUUAUCAAAGGCAACCAAAAGUUAGAACAGUUCAGAGUAGCACAUGAGGAUCCCAUGUAUGACAUCAUACGGGAGAAUAAAAGACACGAGAAGGAUAUAAGGAUACAACAGCUAAAGCAGUUACUGGAAGAUUCCACCUCAGAUGACGAUGGGAGCAGCUCCAGCUCCUCAGAGGAUGAGAGACCCAAGAAAAAAAGGAAGAAAGAAAAGCAUAAGAAGAAGAAGAAAGAGAAGAAGAAGAAGAAGAAACGAAAGCACAAGUCUUCCAAGUCACACGAGAGCUCGGACUCGGACUGACAGGCGCCGGGCUCAUUCAGACUCCGGUCUCGGGGAUCGGACACUGGGGCCAAAGAGCAGGGGACCUCGGGGUCGGCGAGGACGGGAGAGAGGACGCCAGUGAGGCUGCCUGGGGUCAGACGUGUGUGUUCUCACCUACCUUCCAGUGGAGGUGUGACCAGCAGAGAGGGACUCACACCUUCCCAGGUGCCUGCUCCAAGCAGCAGCUGACUUCUGGCAGGAAAGCUCUCUCCGGUGUCGUCCUGCUGGUCACUGGGGUGUGUGAUUCCUGAGACAUGGCGGGACGGAGGGGGCUCUGAGGACGCGCCCCGGGUGCUGUCACCCUCCACUGUGAGGCUGCUGAGUUCCCAGCCUGCAGGCUGGACCUUCCUCUGUUCUUCAAGAUGAUAAUAAAAGGUCGUUAUUUAUUUUUUCAAA